Catharus ustulatus (Swainson's thrush) is the source of this 2932-nucleotide messenger RNA. It is a transcript of the gene LRP11, whose product is annotated as LDL receptor related protein 11. The record is from RefSeq and is a predicted model, not a curated record. Gene Ontology annotation, molecular function: protein binding. The coding region runs from base 1 to 1500 and encodes 499 amino acids. Lineage: Eukaryota; Metazoa; Chordata; Aves; Passeriformes; Turdidae. The transcript is spliced from 7 exons.
AUGGCGGCGCUGGUGCUGCUGCUGCUGGCGGCGCUGGGCGGGCGGGCCCUGCUGCCGGGCGGGCGCUGCGCGGCGCCGCUGGCCGACCUGCGCUCGCAGAUCUCGGGCGUGGAGACGCUGCUGGAGGAGUUCCGCCGGCAGCUGCAGCAGGAGGAGCCGGGACCGCCGGCGACAGCGGGCGGCGGAGGGGACGGCGGGGAGCGGUGCGGCGGAAGCGGCGGCUUCUCCGCCAGGCCCGACUCCAUCAUCCGCACCAAGGACUCCAUCGCGGCCGGCGCCACCUUCCUGCGGGCGCCCGGCGCCGUGUCGGGCUGGCGGCAGUGCCUGGACGCCUGCUGCGCCGAGCCGCGCUGCACGCUCGCCGUGGUGCAGGGGCCCGCCCGCCCGCGGGGCACGGCGGCCGAGCCGGGCUGCUACCUCUUCAACUGCACGCACCGCGGCCGCCCCGUCUGCCGCUUCGCCCCGCACCGCGGCUACAGCUCCUACAGCCGCCGGACCGCCGGCAUCGCCCCGCCGCCCACGGAAGAAGAAUAUGAUGAGCCUCCACAGUGUAAGGCAGGCCAAGACAUCGUGCUGCAGUCACCUGUGGACUGGGUGCUCUUGGAUGGCCGAGAAAGUUCCGAUGACCAUGGAAUUGUGCACUAUGAGUGGGCGCUGCUGCAGGGUGACUCAUCGGUUGAAAUGCAGGUACCACAGCCAGGAACGCUGAAACUGUCCCACAUUCAGGAAGGCGGGUACAUUUUCCAGCUAACAGUGACAGACACUGCAGGUCAGCGGAGCUCUGACAAUGUCUCUGUGACCAUUCUGCCCAUGGUUCAUUCUGCAGCAGGUGAGAAAAUGACUGGAGCUGUUGCUUCUGUGACACCCAGGGUAUGGUAUUCAGAGCAGAGCAAAGGUCUUGAUAAAGCCUGUGUUGGCGUUUGCUCUCGCUACCAGUUUAUCUGUGAUGAUGGCUGCUGCAUUGACAUCACAUUUGCGUGUGAUGGUGUGAGACAGUGUCCUGAUGGAUCAGACGAGACUUUCUGCCAGAAUCUCAGCUCAGGUCGGAAGACGGUGACACAUGCAGCUCUUGGCACUACCCAGCAAAGGACUGCAGGACUGACUGAAAACACAGAGGAAAACUCUGCAGAGAAUACCCUGAAAGCCACUGCCAGAAAUCAACCACUUCUUUCAGUGGAUGCAGAUAUGUCUAACCAAUCGCUUUCUCAGGGACCAAAGAAACAAAUCAGUGGAUUUGUGCCAGAUAACAGUUCCUCAGGGAAAAGAACAGAUGAAAAAAUUGGGGAUGGCAUAAUGAUGCCAAAGAGAGAUCAGCUUGGAGGUGGUCGCCCAGUCCCAGAAACAGGUGCUGUGUUACCCUUAGCCUUAGGCUUGGCAAUCACUGCUUUGCUGCUGCUUAUGGUUGCUUGCAGACUGCGCUUAGUGAAACAGAAGCUCAAAAAAGCUCGACCCAUUACAUCUGAAGAGUCCGAUUACCUCAUCAAUGGGAUGUAUCUCUGAAAACUGGAUUUGGGUCAGUUGUUUUCUCCCCUUUCUGCUCUGUCCAUGAAUCUCUGCCUCUAUAAAAGGACCAAAAAUCCCUAGUUUAUUUUCAUGUGUAGAAGAAGCCUAUGAGAUGAAGAACAUACUCUUCCCCUUUGUUGAUAAUAUAGAAAGUGGGUAGAUGUCCUUGCUUAGAAAAUAAGAAACAUUCAGGUUCCAGAGAGUAGCUCCAGUUGAUUGUUGUGCAGAAGACACUACAAGGUGGGGAGACCCCAAACUGGAUGUGGGGUGGCCUGCCCUCUCCACAGCAUCUGGGGUCUCAGCCAGGGCUGAGUGCACGCAGGGCCCGGGGACUGGAGCAGCCAGGGCUCCACAGCCCAGCUGUGUUGGCCAAGUAUGGGGGGAAGCCUGUGCCACCUUGCUCUUCUCAGUGCUGCCACUACUGUGGCAGCCAACACAUUUCUUCACCGUCCAGCAGAGACCAGCUGUGUUCUUUGCACCUGAUGCACUGGGAAUAUUUUAAUUAAAGAAUGUGUCUUGCUUUGUUAAUUAAAAGCAAUUGCUAUCCCAGCACCUCCUUUUGCAAAGAAAAUUGGGAUUUAAGGCAGAAAGCCUCUUAUUUUCACUCAGUUUAAACUUCUGUGCUGCUACCAGACAGCCAUGCUUAUUAAAUGCUGAAAUGAAAAAAUGCAGCUUCUCAGAAGAUGAGCUUGAACUUCCCAGUGCUCAGCAGCAGUUGUGUACUGCUGCCUAAAGAAGCUGUGGAUGCCCCGUUGCUGGCAAUGUUCAAGCCUAGGCUGGAUGGAGCCCUGAGCAGCCAGGUCUAGUGGAAGGUGUCCCUGCCCAUGGCAGGGGGGCUGAAGCUAAAUGAUCUUUAAGGUCCUUUCCAACCCAAACAUGUCUAUGAUUCCGUGUACAAUCUCAGAGCCAUGUCUCUCCCUGGAGCUCAGGGCUUGUUCAGCCUUUUCCACAUCCAGCCCACCACCCUCCUGCAGCAUGAGAAUGCAGCACACAGCAGUUUUUAUCCAAGAUGCUGGAGUGUAGGAUUGCUGCUGGUUAUCCCAUAGUUCCCUGCAAAGCUUGAAAGCUUCGGUGAUCUGCCCUCACCCCAGAAAAAUUCUCAUAGAAUUAGAGCAAGUAAUUGAUAUGUGUGAGUGAACUGCAGAUGUGUUGCCAGUAAAAUGUGUACAGUACAUGUUAUACAUACAUAUAUAUAUAUACACAAACACUGUGCUGUCUGUCUUGUUUGGCUGUCCAAGGAUGUCACAUUCCUCAUGGGUCUCAAUAAAACCAGAGUCAAAUGAGGCAUGCAUUGUUUUGUAUGUCGUCUUUUGUACUUCAGUAACUUUGGGUCAGCAAGAAUAUUGCUAUGGUAUACAAAUAGUUCUUCAAGUAAUUUGUUCUUGAUUUCUUUAUGUAAAAUAGCUCUAAUAAACUGAUUCUAUUCUUA